Scomber japonicus (chub mackerel) is the source of this 1185-nucleotide messenger RNA. It is a transcript of the gene ebp, whose product is annotated as EBP cholestenol delta-isomerase. Gene Ontology annotation, cellular component: endoplasmic reticulum; membrane. The record is from RefSeq and is a predicted model, not a curated record. Gene Ontology annotation, molecular function: cholestenol delta-isomerase activity; steroid Delta-isomerase activity; C-8 sterol isomerase activity. NCBI's taxonomy places the organism in Eukaryota, Metazoa, Chordata, Actinopteri, Scombriformes, Scombridae. Bases 135 to 827 code for a protein of 230 amino acids. The transcript is spliced from 5 exons. Gene Ontology annotation, biological process: cholesterol biosynthetic process.
GUUUGAGUUUUUCUGAUGUAGUUAGAGAGCAGCGGACACUUUGAUCAUUGAUAUUGUUGCAUGUAGUUAAUGCUCUUUAUUCCAUACAGAAGUUGAACUUUUUGCAGCUGGACUCAUCGUUUGGUAAAUCUCUGAUGAUGGAUACGGCUUCAACAACUGGAGUUCUUCACCCUUACUGGCCAAGAGACCUUUUGAUUCCCAACUAUGUGGCCAAUGAUCGAUCUAUGUCAGAGAUCCUGGUGUUUCUGUUUUCCGUGUCGGGGGGUUUUCUACUUGUGACCUGGCUGAUCACUGGGGCCACUGGUAGACUGGGGACAUGGAGGCGUCUGGCUGUGUGCUGGUUUGCGGUUUGUGGUUUUAUCCAUGGUGUCAUUGAAGGCUGGUUCUCACUGUAUUAUGACAUUAUUCCAGGAGACCAGAGUUUCCUCUCGCAAUUGUGGAAAGAGUAUUCCAAAGGAGACAGUCGAUAUGCAAUAGCGGAUAACUUCACUGUGUGUAUGGAAACCGUGACUGCAUGGUUAUGGGGACCAUUCAGCUUUUGGGUUGUGUUUGCCUUCUUGACUAACAAGCCCUACAGAUUUGUUCUGCAACUCAUUAUUUCAUCAGGUCAGCUGUACGGAGUAGUGCUUUACUUCUUCACGGAGCACAGAGAUGGCUAUUCUCACAGUGAGCUGGGACACCCAAUCUACUUCUGGUUCUACUUUGUGUUCAUGAAUGUGCUGUGGGUCAUCAUACCACUGAUGCUCAUUGUGGACGCGUGGAGGCAUCUGUCAGCAGCCCAGACACACACAGACAACACAAAGUCACACAAGUCUAAGAGGAACUGAGGAGCCACAGGAAGAACUGAGACUUUGACUGUAUGGCACUGACUAUAGAAGAUACAUGGGACAAUGCCACUAAAGAGGCAAUACACUAAUACACAAGUGUUGAACAGCAGUGUUCAGAAACAAUCUGAUAAUGCAAAUGAAAUGUUUAAUUUUUUAAAGUUGGAAAUGUUGCGUGGUGUCAUUGUGUACCUGUUGAAUUAAGUGCCUGCCUUUUAAAUUUGAAUAUCCAAUAAUUGUCAGCAAACUGAAUUACAUUUUAAAGUGCAAAUGCUUCUCUGUUCCUAUGACAAACAGGCUUUGAAUGUUUUCUGACUUAGUGGAGCUUCAGGCAGAGGACCAAAAUAAAUCUUUUUUUCUC